Molecule: messenger RNA, 1379 nt
Organism: Oppiella nova
Lineage: Eukaryota; Metazoa; Arthropoda; Arachnida; Sarcoptiformes; Oppiidae
Source: the annotation of a GenBank genome assembly
AUGUCUGGCAUUAUAGAGAAGAUGUCAUUAAAAGAAGUGAUUCGUCUGAACCAAGAAUUACAAACUCUGAUGAAAAAGCCUGCUUUUGGUCCCCGAAGAAGGGCUGGCAUUCCAAUGACUUUACUGCAGAAACUUCGCAACGAACCGAUGACUCUGGAUCUGUUGGUGCGGACCAAAGUAGGCGUAACUGUGAACAAAGCCCGUGGAUUCAACUUCUCGCCAGAGACCACAAUAUUGGCGACACAACUGGUGAACGAAUGGUCACAACUUCUUCCCAUAUAUGAGGACCGAAAGAAACCUCGGAAGUCAUCGGAUGGCAAAAGAGUUAGUUUUCGGGAACCAAAUGACGAGAAGAAUCAAACGACUGAUUACGCGAAGAAUAAGCGAAUUGAAGACCAGAAGAAGAAAUUGAUUAAAGACGCGAAGAUUGAAAAUAUGAAGUCAAAGGCCAUUAAAAAGGCGAUUAAUAUGCGAAACGCCGACAAAGAGAAUAAGAGACCAAAUGUUGAGAAGAAGAAUCCAUACGCGGAGGAGAAAUCGACGGUUCAAGAGUACGAAAGACAAAAGUCUAUAGAGGUUUGGGAGCAGUUUCUGGAGGAGAGACGACAACUUCGUGCCAAAAAAGUGCUUCCGUUCAUGAGUUCGACCCCUAAUUUGUCUCAAAGAAAGCUCUUGAAGACAAAGUCGAUUUUGAAGAAACCAAAACUGCCACCCAUUGGACAGUUACCCGAAUACAGCACCGAUCGUAAGAGACAGAGACCGGACGAUGAUAUUGAAUACGAUGUCAAGCCCUCAUAUCUGGGCCCUUCGACCUCGACAUCACCGGCGCACACACCCAGUGGUUCGGGCGGUAGUCGUCUCUAUCAGGAUAUAAUUGAAGCGCGAAAACGUAAAAAUGAUAAAAAGCGCGAAGAAAUAGCCAAAAAGUUCAAGACUACUGGAGUGAUUGGGUACGAUCGGUGGGCCAACCCGAAGGGAGUCCACAAACAUCAGGCUUAUACAGACAAACCUAAGGUCGAGAACUGGCCGGUGCCCAAGACUAAGCCAUUUAUUACGCCAAUCGAUCGCUUGAAAAUAAUUCAGUCCAGAAGUCUAGACAAUUUACAGCCGUCGACAUCGUCGGCCACUCCGGAGUUCCUCAAAGACCCCAAUGACUUGGAACUCAAUAUAUCGCGAGCAAGGUCAUCCAAAGUGUUGGGCAAAAAUAUAAGGCGAGUGGAGCACCGGCCGACCUGGCUGUCCAAAUGUCUGGUGUCGGCGCUCACGUAUGACUUCCUACUGAACAGAAUCAACCUUAAGGUCGGGACAAUAGCGUCCAUAUGAUAUACAGUCGACAGUCAACUCAAUGAUAUUUUUAAUUCAAGUCCAGAACUUCCAUC